CGCCCCUAUUGGGGCUGUGAUUGGAGGCUGUCGUCGUGCCUGUAUCGCUUUUUCGCUCAAAUUUUCUUUGUUCAAUUAUUGUCAAGAAACACGGUCAUGAUGGAUUAUUCGAUGCGUCUGCUUCUUUCAAGUUUCGCAGUACUUUCAUUUUAUAUAAGUUGCAUUCAAGGUAGAGGAACACAACAUGUAACUUGUGGGUCUGUAGUGAAACUAGUGAAUGUAGACUAUAAUGUCAGGCUACAUUCCCACGAAAUCAAAUAUGGAAGUGGCAGUGGACAGCAAUCAGUAACAGGUACAAAUGUCAAAGAAGAUGGUAAUUCUUAUUGGCUUGUUAAAGCGGAAUCAGGAAAACAAUGCAUACGAGGGAAACCAAUCAGAUGUGGAGAAAUUAUUAGAUUGGAACACACUACAACAAAGAAAAAUCUUCAUUCACAUCUCGUUAGUUCACCCUUGAGUGGAAAACAGGAAGUAUCAGCAUACGGAGAUCACAGAGGAGAGGGUGAUACUGGCGAUAACUGGAUGUUAAUGUGCAAUAAUGAUUUUUGGGAGAGAGAUGAUACAAUUAAAUUGAAGCAUAUUGACACUGAAACAUAUUUAGCUGUCAGUGGCAGAGCUUAUAGUUCUCCAAUAAAUGGACAACUCGAAGUGAUGAGUGAAUAUUCUCCAAAUAGUGCUCACAUACAAUGGAUGACAAUGGAAGGAUUAUUUAUUCAUCCCAAUGACUUCAAGGCACAGCAUCAUCGACACACGGAAUUAUAAAGGCAAUUUUUCUAUAAUAAUUUUUUUAGUAGUCUAUAAGAAAAUGCAUAAAUAAAUUGGGUAAAAUGUUGUAAUUUAUAUUAUCCUAUUGAGAAAAUCAUUAUUCAAUUAUUAGUUA
Messenger RNA from Nylanderia fulva, 877 nucleotides. RefSeq names its product stromal cell-derived factor 2. The record is from RefSeq and is a predicted model, not a curated record. Lineage: Eukaryota; Metazoa; Arthropoda; Insecta; Hymenoptera; Formicidae.